This is a messenger RNA of Silurus meridionalis, 863 nucleotides long. RefSeq lists its product as uncharacterized. The transcript has 7 exons. The coding region runs from base 146 to 769 and encodes 207 amino acids. NCBI's taxonomy places the organism in Eukaryota, Metazoa, Chordata, Actinopteri, Siluriformes, Siluridae. The record is from RefSeq and is a predicted model, not a curated record.
CUGGGGGUCAAAUUUCUCUGCGCGGGCGGAUCUAAGUAACAGCCAACCCCCAAACAAGCAGAGAUCCCCUGUAUAAACACACUAUGUUCUUCAUUGUUCAAGUCUCCUCUACACAAUUCAUUUAAGAGCACAGAAAAAAGUAAAUAUGGCAGAUGGUGAAAUAGAGAAUACUAUCUCUAGUUCCCUCAACACAGGGAGUGGAACAGGUGCAGCAGUAGAAGUCAAGUUUGAGAAAAACCCCAUUCAUACCCAGAAGUACCUGGAGGCAGAACCCAAAGCAUUAGGGGUAACCCAGAUCAUGCUGAGCCUCUUUGUCAUGAGUAUCGUAUUUUGCACCCCUCUCGAAGAACAAAUGUACUUCAUGACCUUUAAGAGUUCUCUUUGUUCUCUAACUAGCAUAGUAGCUGGUAGUGUGGCAAUAGCAGCACAGAAUCUUCACCUUCCUACACUGAAGGCCUGCUUAGGGAUGCAGAUUGUGGUGUGUGUGCUCUCGGCCUUCUGCUUCAUGAGCAGCUUAUCUUUAUUGGGGCUCUAUAUGUAUACUACCGCCUGCUGGGAGGACUACCACAAUACUACAUUAGGAAAUGACAUGUGUGACAGGCUGUGGAACAUCAUCGAGCAUGUUAUAGGAAUAGAGAUGCUCAUGUAUUUGACUCAGUUCGCUAUCUCUGCCACAUUGGCUGGCUUCUGCUGCAAAGUGAUUCAGUGCUGUACAGUGAGGAACAGUGUGCCUGUCAUUAUGCUGAACGCACCUCGGGGUCCACAGUGAUGCCUGAGUCACAACCUAUUCAACUAAAGUUUUGUUUUACAUACAUGCAUUAUAUAAAAGUACUUUCAAUACACACAUGUAUAAAGUGUAAAAU